This is a messenger RNA of Brassicogethes aeneus, 3036 nucleotides long. The record is from the annotation of a GenBank genome assembly. NCBI's taxonomy places the organism in Eukaryota, Metazoa, Arthropoda, Insecta, Coleoptera, Nitidulidae.
CCCUCUUAAUCUAGUCCAUUUCUGAAAAGUGUGAAUUUAGACAGGUUGCUCUGAUUUCGACAGCCAAUUUUUAUAAAAAAACAAACUAAUAAUUUCAAAAUGAAGAAGAGAGACUGGAUUUUUUAUGUGGCAAUACUUGGGAUGCAAAUAGUCGUCAUGGAUGCCACUUAUGGUCCAGAGGCAAAGGUGCCCAAUCGAUGCACGAUAAAGGGAUUGCAGUGCAGGAUGCACACUGCCACUCUCCAUUGGAAAAAUGGCGACGACGAUAAAAGGAUGGUAAAAUACAUAAUCCAAUACAACACGAGCUACGACCCCGACCAAUGGCACACCAUGGUGAAUUUCGUUCCCGGGCACAUGAAUCAAUGGCUGGUGACGAUGAAACCCUGGGCCACCUACAAUUUUAGGAUAAUAGCCGUUAAUAACGUUGGUAGUUCUGAGCCCUCCCUGCCUACACGAAAAGAUUGCUAUUCCCCCAGAGGUCCCCCGAAAAAUCCCGAAAACGUCACCGUGGUUGCUGAAAUGAACAAAUUGAUUAUACGUUGGAACGCCUUAAAACCGAUCGACCAAGCUGCUCCCGCAUUAAGAUACCACGUUUACUACAGAAGGAGUUACAGGGGUUUUACUUACAAAAAGGUCAUAGUGGGCAAUUGGUUGCUUGACCACAUUGUUAUCGCCAACCAGUCCAGUUAUUAUAAUUAUCGGGUCAAAGUUCAAUCAGUUAACAGCUUUGGAGAGGCGCUUAGUGUUCCGUCAACCAGUUUUUCGCAUAAUAAAACUACUGAGCCAGGAUACAAGCCGGAAUGGGAUUGGAAAAUACUGAAAAAAAAUGAUAAUGUCACUGUAAUCGAAAUUGAGACAAUUCCAGAUAAAUACGAUACCAAUUUUGGCGUAUACCAAAUCGACUACAAACUGAGGGACGACAACGUAUUCAAAACCACCAACUUCUCUCUAUUAAGAAAACCUAUUGUUAUAGAAUUACAAAACAAGCAACUCUACUUGUUGCGCUUAUGUACAAUGGACGGCGAGUACUAUGUUUACAGCAAUGACAAGUUUAUCGACACUAAAGUUGGUAAACCGAAGCCUUUGGUACCAAUUUGGUACCAGGUGGGACUACCAACUACAAGAUUACUACCGGUUACUGUGGCUACUACAAAGUUAUUGUCUGUUACCACAAAGAAAAUACCUUUUACUUUGGCUACCACCACAACAACUAACAGGCCAACCGCAGUUACUACAAAAUUAUUGCCCAAAACUACAACCAACAGGCCAACUACAGUAACCACAAAGAGAUUGCCUGUUAGUUUUACUACCAGCACUACAAAGAAAUCACCUGUUACUGUGCGCACCACCACUAAGAGGCCAACUAUAACUACAAAGAGAUCACCUGUUACUGUGCGCACCACCACUAACAGGCCAACUACAACUACAAAGAGAUCACCUGUUACUACAACCAACAGGCCAACUACAGUAACCAAAAGAUUGCCUGUUAGUUUUAGAACCAGCACUACAAAGAAACCACCUGUUACUGUGCGCACCACCACUAACAGGCCAACUAGAACUACAAAGAGAUCACCUGUUACUACAACUAACAGGCCAACUACAGUUACUAAAAAACGAUUGCCUGUUAGUUUCAUUACGAGAACUACAACAACUAACAAGCCAACUCCACCUGUCACUUUUACCACAACUACGAGUACUACAGACCGAUCAACAUCCACAUCAAUUUUGCCACCGCCGAAUGAUUUUUCUACUGAUUCGGUGGACCUGGACAAUGACGACUUUAACAAAGAAAUGCUGCUGGAAAACGAGGAGGCUCUGACCAUUUUUCUCUUCGUGUUGAUCGCGUUUGCCGGAAUUUUGGCCUUGGUCAUGAUCGUAAUGUUUGUGCGCAGCUGCGUGAUGAUAGAAUGUUUGUAUUGUUGCCGCGGUUACAAGACGGACAUGCCGCCCAUGAUGAUAAUAGAGAGGGGAGUGUCCUCGUCAGGCGGAAGCAUACUUGAUUUAACGAUGGAAGCAAAAGAAAAUCUAAAAUCUCCAAUAGAAAAACCAACAUGUAAUGAGUUAAAAACCUUCAAAGAAUACAAAUCGUUUGAUGAAAUUCAAAUCUGCAAUGAAGUACCAUUUAACGUUACUAAUGUCCCGCCUCCACAACCUGUGCCAAAAGGUAUACUGCAGACCCAAAUUAGCAACACACUGGAGAGGAACAAAAAGAAGGCCAUGCUGAAGAAAAGCAACUCAAUUAAAUGGAGCGAUGACCAAAAGCCGGAAAUAAAUGAAAAUAAGGAAGUGCCACUAUUAAUGUCGGUAAACGAACCACUACCAAACGAUAUUGUUAAAAAUGGGCCACAGGAUAUUGUUGCAAAUAUUCAACAAAACCUGCCUCUAGUCAAUUUGUCCGACGACCAAUCAGCGAGCGUUAUGAAGGAUCUUUCAGAGACGGAAAACGUUCCAUUUCCAAACAUUACUAUCGUAAAUGGGCCACAAGAAGCUGGUGAUAAAAUUCAACCUAACAUAUCUGUGGUCGAUUUGUCCGAAAAAGAGCAAUUAUGUUGCUUUGCAAACGAGGAAUUCUCAUGCAUUUCGACCAUACAGAUGAGCGACGGUAGCCAAGGCAACAUGGCCCCGCGCCCCAAGCCUAAGCCCAAAUGUUUUUGUAAACCAAAGCCUCCUGUGAUUAAGGGAUAUGAACCUGGAUUGCCGACUGUCUCCGAGUAUCCGAACGAUGCUAAGCUUUACCAUGAGACUUUCUUGUAAACAGGUGGAACUUGAUGUGCCUAUACUUUUUAGCCGAUAAUUUAUAAGUAUUAAAAGUUUCGUUUUUUUUUAAUUAGCAUGUAAGUUUAACCGAAAUACUAAGUUUUGUUUAAUGAAAGUAUUUCCUUUUUUUUUGUUGUUAAAUUAGCAUGUAAGUUUUUACUAAAAUACCAAGUUUUGUUUGUUAUCUAAUUUUUUUUGUUUUUUUUAUUAUUAUUAUAACGGAUAAGAAUGUUAUGUUUUUGUUUUUUAAUUUAUUUACUAUAGUUAAGUUUCGUUGAC